This is a messenger RNA of Striga hermonthica, 2043 nucleotides long. Lineage: Eukaryota; Viridiplantae; Streptophyta; Magnoliopsida; Lamiales; Orobanchaceae. The record is from the annotation of a GenBank genome assembly.
AUGAAGAUAAAGCUCAGAAAACCAGUGCUUUUCCUGCUGUUGGUGACAGUUUUUGCCCCAAUUGUCCUCUACCAUGACAUCCUUGGAGCUUAUUUCACUCCCUCCUCUUCCAGGGAUGAGUUUGUGGAGGAUGUUUCUACCUUUACUUUUGCUGGUGAAGUCAGGCCAUUACAUGUGCUUCCUCAGGAAUCAUCUACCUCAUUGAAAGAACCAUUGGGCAUUGUUUAUUCAGAAAAAUCAUCAGAAUCUAGUAGAGAAGACUCGAACGCUAAAUCCCGAGAUAACGCUCGCAUUACUAGACAACUUGCUGGAGAAUCGGGAGCAGAAGAUGGGGUUUCCAGAUCAUCCUCUCGGAGCAGUAGUGGACGUGAAAACCAGUCUUUGGAUGAAAAUCCCAUUAGGAAAGUUACUGAUCAGGCGAAGGAGGCAGCCCGGGAUUCAGGGAAAGAGAAAUCAAAGGCAAAUGAAAUGAAAAUUGCGAGUAAAAAUGGUGCUGGUGAAAAUGGUGUGAGGAAAGAUAUUAAUACCCAACAUCUGAAGGGUAAAUCCGAAAACCCGUUGGGGAAAAUGGAAAUAAAAACUCCCCGGACCUCCAGCAAAGAUAUUUCAAGGGUUCAAGUGAAGACUAUAACUGAAAGACAAAGUGUUCAAACAGGGCCACAAGAUGCUCGUAUUCGUCAGCUCAAGGACCAACUUAUACAGGCAAAGGUUUAUCUUUCCCUUUCGGCCACCCGUAACAAUCCUCACUUUGUGAGGGAGCUUCGGUUGCGUAUUAAAGAAGUUCAUCGAGUGCUUGGUGAUCAUGCCACAAGGGACUUGGACCUGCCGAGAAGUGCCUCUGAGAGAUUAAAAGCAAUGGAGCAAACACUUCUGAAAGGCAAGCAAAUUGAAGAUGACUGUGGGGCCAUGAUCAAGAAACUCCGUGCCAUGCUUCAUUUGGCUGACGAGCAGCUAAGAGUGCACAGGAAGCAGGCUUUGUUUUUGACCCACUUAACGGCCAAGACAAUCCCUAAAGGACUCCAUUGUCUUCCUUUACGUCUUUCAACCGAGUAUUUCAUGUUGAACUCAUCCCAGCAGCAAUUUCCAAACGAAGCAAACUUAGAUGAUCCUGACCUCUACCACUAUGCCUUGUUUUCGGACAACGUUUUAGCUGCAGCAGUUGUUGUGAACUCUACAAUAACCCACGCAAAGGAUCCUUCAAAGCACGUUUUCCAUGUGGUUACGGACAGGCUAAAUUAUGCUGCCAUGAGAAUGUGGUUCUUGUCCAACCCGCCUGGCAACACAACCAUACAGGUCCAGAAUGUGGAGGAGUUCACAUGGCUAAACUCGAGCUACAGUCCUGUCCUAAGGCAGUUGGGUUCGCCAUCCAUGAUAGACUACUACUUCAAGAGCCGUCGAGCAGAGCCCGACUCCAACUUAAAAUUCAGGAAUCCCAAGUACCUCUCGAUCAUGAACCAUCUCCGGUUUUAUCUUCCUGAGAUUUUCCCAAAGCUCGGCAAGGUUUUGUUCUUGGACGAUGAUAUCGUGGUGCAAAGGGACCUCACUAGAUUAUGGUCGCUCAAUCUAAAGGGAAAAGUCAUUGGUGUGGUUGAGACAUGUGGGGAGAGCUUUCACAGGUUUGACCGAUAUCUCAAUUUUUCGAACCCUCUUAUCUCGAGGAAUUUUAGCCCACGAGCUUGUGGUUGGGCUUUUGGGAUGAACAUAUUCGAUUUGAAUGAGUGGAGGCGGCAGAGUAUUACUGAGGUGUACCACAAGUGGCAGAACCUGAAUCACGACAGGCUACUUUGGAAGCUAGGAACUUUGCCACCUGGCCUAAUAACCUUUUGGAAUCGAACUUACGCUCUUGACAAGUCAUGGCAUGUGUUGGGACUUGGUUAUAAUCCGAACGUACCUCAAAAGGAUAUCGAGCGUGCAGCUGUUGUACACUACAACGGCAACUUGAAACCUUGGCUCGAGAUUGGACUACCAAAGUUCAGAAACUACUGGACAAAGUACGUGGAUUAUGAUCACCAAUAUUUGAGGGAAUGCAAUAUAGCGCCAUAG